GAGAAAGGCACAGGAGCCUGAAAGAGGAGUGAACCAGUACGAAAGCCUAUGGAAAAAGUGUCAGCCAUGACUUCUUUCCCAGUGAUGUUGUUUCUCAUAAUUCUGCUGCUCCCAUCAAUUUGCUCUGAAGAAAGGACUCAAGCAGAUCCCACCAUAUCUGCUGAUAACAAGAAAAACUUCAAGACUGUGGUUGACCUGACUGACUGCCAAUGUGAACGAAACUUCAUAGAGUCCUUAGAGAGUACACUUCCUGCCUCCAAUCAAGAUCAAACACUGUUUGAAAACAUGACUAAUCAACACAAGUUAAACCUUUCUAAAAUGUUGAGUGUCCUGAGCAAAUGUUGUACUCAGAAGCAGCAAGUGGACACGGUACAUUUCAGAAGAAUGCCCCAUAGGAUUCAAAGUACCAAACAAAACAAUUAUAAAAAGCAAGUCCUUUACCCUAUGCAAGAAUUCAUGAAUUUAACUAGAGAUGUGUUGGUUUCCAGAUAUGUAUAACUAGGAGGCCCCUGGUGUCCUACCUGCUGUGCCUAUUAUUAGGGUUCUUUGAGUCUUACAACCUCUUUGUUUACCCACCCAAGUAAAGGAGGGUAGAGAUUAUAAAUAAACAAAAGAAACUAGUCUCUCCUCCCUCCUGUUAAAUGCUAAAAGUGAUCAGAGACAGCAAAUGAAGGCUUCUGAAUCAGCAGUUCAGGGAACAGACCGCUUGGAAUUCGCCUCCUUUCCAAACUAAUCACCAAAUCUUCCUUAUUUUAAAUGCACAUGUUAUUUUGUGGUAAGUUUCUCAGUAAAUUCAUCAUGAUCCUAUCAGUCUUCCACACUGUAGUCUGAGCAAAUGUAAAUGGAAACCUUUUAGGUUUCAAAAUAUCAGUUUUGUAGUUAUAAAAUAUUAUAUAUCAUG
This is a messenger RNA of Mus musculus (house mouse), 901 nucleotides long. It is a transcript of the gene Esp8, whose product is annotated as exocrine gland secreted peptide 8. NCBI's taxonomy places the organism in Eukaryota, Metazoa, Chordata, Mammalia, Rodentia, Muridae. Gene Ontology annotation, cellular component: extracellular region. Gene Ontology annotation, biological process: signal transduction. Gene Ontology annotation, molecular function: pheromone activity. The record is from RefSeq and is marked validated. Bases 49 to 498 code for a protein of 149 amino acids. The transcript has 3 exons.